Arthroderma uncinatum is the source of this 1554-nucleotide messenger RNA. RefSeq names its product folylpolyglutamate synthase. The coding region runs from base 1 to 1554 and encodes 517 amino acids. The transcript has 3 exons. Gene Ontology annotation, molecular function: tetrahydrofolylpolyglutamate synthase activity; ATP binding. The record is from RefSeq and is a predicted model, not a curated record. NCBI's taxonomy places the organism in Eukaryota, Fungi, Ascomycota, Eurotiomycetes, Onygenales, Arthrodermataceae. Gene Ontology annotation, cellular component: mitochondrion; cytosol; cytoplasm. Gene Ontology annotation, biological process: tetrahydrofolylpolyglutamate biosynthetic process.
AUGGACCGAACCUAUGGCGGCGCCAUCGCGGCAUUGAAUUCUCUGCAAACCAAUUUUUCUAUAAUAAAUGCUAUGCGCCAGUCUGGUCGCGUCCUUAACGAACAGUCGAUACCGGAAACAAUAGAAUGGUGCCGGAAGAUAGGACACAAGCCGUCUGACCUCGAUCGAUUGAAUUUAAUACACAUCGCCGGUACCAAGGGCAAAGGCUCAACAUGCGCAUUUAUAUCCUCUAUAUUAUCCCAAUACCUUACUCCCGGAGGCGAGGAGGCCAAUUCAACGUCAAAAUCAACGCCGAAAUUUAGGAAAAUUGGACUGUACACCUCUCCUCACCUUCGGUUCGUGCGCGAACGGAUACAGAUUAACAAUGCGCCUCUGACGGAGUCACAAUUUACACAAUACUUUUUCGAAGUCUGGGAUCUGCUAGAAGAAGAUGCUCGUUCCAAAGGCUUGGACCCGAAGGCGCCCAAUAUGAAACCAAACUACUUCCGAUACUUGACCAUUAUGGCAUUCCAUACUUAUUUGAAGGAGAAUGUAGAUGCAGCAAUUAUAGAGUGCGGUAUUGGCGGGGAGUAUGAUACGACUAACAUUCUGGUGAACCCCGUGGUCGAGGGGAUAACGAGCCUGGGGAUUGAUCAUGUGGCCAUGUUAGGCUCUACGAUCGAAGAGAUAGCGUGGCAUAAGGCAGGGAUCAUGAAGCCUGGGACCGUGGCCUAUACUGCACAGCAGCCUGAACCCGCCAUGGGUGUCCUGCAAAAGCGGGCGGAGGAGAAGAAGGCCCAAUUAUAUGUCGCACAGGGCCACCCUGACCUCGUCCCUGGGAAAAUUCGAUUGGGCCUCUCUGGCGAGUUCCAAAACAAAAACGCAGAGCUGGCUGUAGCUAUCUGUAGCUCAUUCUUGAGAAAGAUUGAGUUUCCUGAUGUACCGUCAUACGCCGACAAAGCCCCCCUGCCGGAGAAAUUCAAAGCUGGCCUUGAGGGGGUUAAAUUGGGCGGGAGAUGCGAAAUCCGGAAAGAGGACGAUCUGGUUUGGCACAUCGAUGGAGGACAUACGGCUGACAGCAUCGAAGUCGCAGGGAAAUGGUUCUCGGGGCUACCAUAUACACAGACAAGCACUGCAGAAGGACACCGGAAGCCCUGCAUCUUGAUAUUCAACCAACAAACCCGAGAUAUCACAACAUUGGCGAAUACCCUCCACAAGGCACUGACUGCUGGAAACUGCACCUUCACGCACGCCAUAUUUUGCACCAAUGUGACUUUUAAAGAGGCGGGAUAUCGCCCCGACCUCGUGAGCAUCAACACCGACGCCUCAGACGUUGAGAAACUAAGCGUUCAGAACAAGCUUGCGGAAGUAUGGCGUGGUUUGUCACCGGACACUAAGGUCGAAGUCAAGGCCACGAUAGAAGAGGCCGUCGAGUCUGCACGCAGUAUAGCUGCAUUGGAUCGCCAGGAGCACUCUUCCUCGGGCGACUCGGCCGUCAGUGUAUUGGCUACCGGCAGUCUACACCUUAUUGGCGGCCUACUCGAAGUUCUUGAGACAGCUACCAAGUCUAAAUGA